Messenger RNA from Manihot esculenta (cassava), 1508 nucleotides. RefSeq lists its product as uncharacterized. Lineage: Eukaryota; Viridiplantae; Streptophyta; Magnoliopsida; Malpighiales; Euphorbiaceae. The coding region runs from base 612 to 1154 and encodes 180 amino acids. The transcript has 2 exons. The record is from RefSeq and is a predicted model, not a curated record.
CGUGUAGCUUUAGGUUGUAUAGAAACAUAGAAAUGCUGUUGCCUGCAUUGCCUUGACUUGUGAAAUGUUAAUUCUCUGUUUUAGGAAUUUGGAUUUUUCUGCAUAGGUGUUUGCAUGUGUAAUUUAUCAUUUUUGGAUCUCAUUCUUCAUGCUGGGCUUAGCUAAAGGCAAUAACUCUGCUUUCUGCGAACAUUUCGAAAGUUCAAUUUGUUUUCUUAAUAUAAUGAGCAAGGAAUUAUCUGGUCGAUGUAUUGAUUGAUUUGUAGCUGCAUGUUUGAGUUUGAUGCAGUUCCAAAUGAGCUCUUAUGUUGUCUACUCACUAGUAUAUCUUUUAAAUGACUUGUUUACUCGCUAUCACGAUCAGCUUGAAUUUAAGCAUAUACCUCAAAUAUGUAGCUUGUCCGUUUGUUGAUCUGGCUUUAUGGUUCCCUAAUUGAAUCAGGGUUGUGGCUAAGCUGACUUUUUCAUGUUUAAGUGUAACCAUGUGCGUGGACAUGUAAUCUUUCUAAUGCUUGCUUGGUCUUAUUAAUUCGUCCACUGCUCCUUUUUGUAUCCAGACGAAGAAGCACCACAAUCCUUUUUCUUGGUAAAAUUUCCAGAUAAUCACUGUUAUGGGUGAUUUUUCAAUUCAGAUCAGUUCUAACCUUGUUAAUAGACUUGCUGAUGAUGGUGAGAAGUUGAAGAGGAAACCAAAGAAAACUAAAGCUAAGGUACCCCGAGAAUCUGCCCUCCCCCAAACUAAGGUGAAUGAAAAGCAACAUUAUGAUGAUCCUGAAACACCCAAAGGGAUUCCUUCUCCAGGAUGGCCAGUACAAGCUCCAUUGUUCUUGCCAGCAACCCCAUCUGCUCAUUCUGUGAAUACAGAGUUAGAUGCAAUUAGAUCUGUCAUUCAAGAAAGUGAAAGGGUUCUGGAAAAGUUGCAGAAGCAGGAGGAUAGCAUCGUGCAAGAAGUAACUGAAAGAGCCAAGGAUCUUCGUGAUAAGGAAUUCAAGCUUCCGUAUCAGAAGCCUAUGCCCUGUUUGGCUGAUUAUGAAGCUUGUCGGGCAUGUUACAAGGAGCAUGGUAAUGAUAUACUGAAAUGUGCCCCUCUGACUAGGAGUUAUUAUGAUUGCGUACGCAGAGUUAAGCAGCAAUCUAGUUUGGCAGGUCAGUAGUUUUUCAUGGAGGAAAACUUUCAGAUUCAUCAUAGACAUUGAUUCCAAGCCAAUUGCCAGUUUGAGAGAUAAGUGAUUACAUCUUUGAAUGCAAAUAAACCAAACAUUGAUUCUCAUUACUGUUAUUGGAGUAUAUCCUCUGCUUUCUUGAUGUCAUUUAGGAUUUUUGUUAAAUCUGUUGCUUCUUUCUAUCCGGGAACUGUGUUUUGCUUCCAACAAGUCAACUUUCAGAGUUUGGACAUUGUACUAAGCUUUUGAUUCCUGCACAUUGACAUCACAGCUUUGUUGCUGUUGAAGUCAGAACUCUACUUGUAGCCCACCCAAUGAAUAUCAGAUGCAUGAUACUUUUCACAA